AUGGCUCCGUGGUUACUAUCGGCCGCUGUGGCAUUGUUGCAGCUCUUGCCCGAGACUGCAGUUGCCCAGGAUGUUGCUUCGCCAUUCACAAAGGCUUCCAAUGAUUCGCUUCUCUGGGGUCCCUAUCGUCCUAACUUGUACUUUGGUGUGAGACCAAGAUUGCCAAAGAGCGUGCUUACUGGCUUGCUGUGGGCAAAGGUCGAGGACUUUGCUUCUGUCCAAAACAACUUCAGAUACACAUGCGAGCAACACGAGGGUAUGGCCGGCUACGGCUGGGAUGCAUACGAUCCCAGGACUGGUGGUUCUCAGACCAUUCACGAUGCUGGCAACCAGAUUGACAUCACCACCGACUUUGUCAAGUUCCCCGAGCAUGGCUCUAAUGGAGGCUCCUGGGGUGCAAGAAUCAGAGGUGUGCCGAGAGAGGAUGCUGCAGAGGACCUCAAGUCAACCAUCGUCUUCAACAUUGGCGUCGAGGGUCUCGGAAGCUUGGUCGUCGACAACGCCGAAGACGAGGACAACGAGAACGGCUUUGAUGGCCAAGUUGUCAUUGCUGGAGAGACUCCUGAGUUGGGCACGUUCACUGUCACGAUUGUGGACCGUAAGGGAGAGAAGCCUACUCACAUUCAUCCCUCGUUCCAGGAGAAGCCCAUCGACAAGACUCUGGUCCACAGUGUGCAGAUCCCUGAGGCUGCUCUAUGGCAGGCUAAGCCCGUCCUGUUCUCCUCGAUGAAGACGACUCUCGACAAGUACAUCGAGGUCUACACGGCCGAAGCCAUGCCUCCCCCGAUGCAAGCUUUCACCAUUUCCAAUGCUCCCGGUGCUGGUAACAUGCACUUUGUGCAAAAGGUCUUCGAGGGCGCAUUCGAAUUCGAUGUCAUCUUCUCGUCGGGUUCCGGCUCUACGCCCAUCAAGUCGGCAGAUCUGUCAGAGAAGAUCGAGACAACCAUCAAAUCCUUCUCCGAGCGCUUCAUCCAGUCAUUCAAGCCCCAGCAACCCUUCAGCGACAAAAAGUACACCGGCCUAGCCAAGUCACUCUUCUCCAACUUGAUCGGAGGUAUUGGUUACUUCCACGGAGAUUCCGUCGUCGACCGCUCGUAUGCACCCGAGUAUGAGGAAGAGAACGAAGGGUUCUGGCAGGAAACGGCAGAAGCAAGAGCAAGGAACCAACAAAAGCUCGAAGGACCUUAUGAGCUCUUUACCGGCACACCAUCCAGACCCUUCUUCCCUCGUGGUUUCCUCUGGGAUGAGGGUUUCCAUUUGCUUCCCAUCAUCGACUGGGAUGUAGAUCUUACUCUACAGAUCAUCAAGAGUUGGUUCAACCUGAUGGACGACGAUGGCUGGAUCGGUCGCGAACAAAUUCUCGGUCCCGAGGCUCGCAGCAAGGUGCCUCAAGAGUUCCAGACUCAGUACCCUCACUACGCCAACCCUCCCACUCUCUUCUUCGUCAUUCACUCGUUCCUCGACAAGAUUGCUGCUGCAAAGUCUGGCCAAAAAGUUCUGGGUUCCGAUAAUGCUAACGGCGUUCUCGCCAAUCCUGAGGCUGCUUUGCAAUACCUCCGCGAUCUGUACCCCCUCCUGAAGAAGCACUACGAAUGGUUCCGUAGAACUCAAGCUGGUGAUCUCAAAUCCUAUGACCGUCCCGCCUUCUCAAAGAAGGAAGGCUACCGCUGGAGAGGAAGCACCAAGACUCAUCUCUUGACUUCCGGUCUUGAUGACUACCCUCGUCCUCAGCCUCCUCACCCCGGCGAGCUUCACGUCGAUCUGAUGUCCUGGAUGGGCAUGAUGACCCGCGCUAUGAAGCGCAUUGCAACCACUCUCACCGAGGAAGACGAUGCAUCAACCUACUCGAAGAUUGAAAAUGCCAUCAUCCGCAACCUCGACGACCUUCACUGGUCCGCUGAUGAUCAAGCAUACUGCGAUGCCACUGUCGACGAGUACGAAGAGCAUGCCCUCGUCUGUCACAAGGGUUACAUCUCACUCUCGCCUUUCUUCGCUGGUCUCAUGGCGCCAGACCACCCUCACCUCGGCGAAGUCCUCAACCUCAUCAGCUCACCCGAGCACCUUUGGUCUCCUCACGGCAUUCGCUCCCUCUCUCCUCAGGAUGAGCUCUACGGCACCGAAGAGAACUACUGGCGUUCCCCUGUGUGGCUUCCAAUCAAUUACCUCGUUGUCAAGGAGCUCUUCAACACUGCUUCGGCUGCUGGGCCUCACCAAAAGCGUGCAGCCAAGAUCUACACCGAUCUCCGCAAAAAUCUCGUUGACACGGUUUUCAAGUCUUGGGAAAAGACUGGCUUUGCUUGGGAGCAAUACAACCCUGAGACUGGUGAUGGACAACGUACACAGCAUUUCACUGGCUGGACUAGUCUGGUUGUCAAGAUCAUGGCUAUGCCUGAGGUGCCUGUUGUUGGCGGUACCGGUGGACAUGACGAGCUGUAG
Aureobasidium namibiae CBS 147.97 is the source of this 2436-nucleotide messenger RNA. Its product is annotated as glycoside hydrolase. Lineage: Eukaryota; Fungi; Ascomycota; Dothideomycetes; Dothideales; Saccotheciaceae. Gene Ontology annotation, molecular function: Glc3Man9GlcNAc2 oligosaccharide glucosidase activity. The transcript is spliced from 2 exons. The record is from RefSeq and is a predicted model, not a curated record. Gene Ontology annotation, cellular component: endoplasmic reticulum membrane. Gene Ontology annotation, biological process: oligosaccharide metabolic process; protein N-linked glycosylation. The coding region runs from base 1 to 2436 and encodes 811 amino acids.